AUGACCGUGCUCUCGAACCUCAAGAUCUCGGUCAACAUCAAUCUACGAGAUCGAGAUGCACCGAGCCUCGUCCUCAUCAAGGCUUUCUACGAUGUGACCAAGGAUGAGUACCAGCGCUUUGCUGGCGAGGCGGCUCACCUCGAGUUUUUCGAACGGGUUGACCAAGGUCGUUGCCCCUAUGGCAACACGCAGGUCAAGUUCCGGGCUCCGCAAAAGAGUGCUGCCAGCGUGGUCUCUCAGGCUGUCAGUCUCGGCACCAGAUUCGGGGCGCGUAUCAGAGCGAAGGCCCUCGGAAGGACCUCUACUCGCGUGGAUCGGGUGGAUCGAGGAAAAGCUGCGCACGGCCACAAGCGCAGCCUCUCGCAACGAUACGGAAACGGAAACCCGUGGAGGAUGGCGUUCGAGAAUCGCCCUCGCAUCUCCAGCAACAGUGCCGCGUCGACUCCAGCUCCUGCUCAAGCUGAUAGCACAGUCGAAAGGAGUGAAACGAGCAUUCCUGCUUCCGCUCCUGCUCCAGUGAACGAAACCAACAAAGACAGCAUGAUGAAGAUCCUGGCUCCCGAAAUCCAUGAGGCCGUCGCUGCUGCCCUAGCCAACGCCCUUGCCGCUGCUUCCGCUGCCGCUGCUGGAUCGUGCUCUGGUACCGAUUGA
This is a messenger RNA of Moesziomyces aphidis, 651 nucleotides long. The record is from the annotation of a GenBank genome assembly. Lineage: Eukaryota; Fungi; Basidiomycota; Ustilaginomycetes; Ustilaginales; Ustilaginaceae.